Fragaria vesca subsp. vesca is the source of this 1003-nucleotide messenger RNA. Its product is annotated as protein RADIALIS-like 3-like. Gene Ontology annotation, molecular function: DNA-binding transcription factor activity. The record is from RefSeq and is a predicted model, not a curated record. The transcript has 2 exons. Bases 396 to 809 code for a protein of 137 amino acids. Lineage: Eukaryota; Viridiplantae; Streptophyta; Magnoliopsida; Rosales; Rosaceae.
AGAAUAGGAAACCACAAAACAUAAACAAAUUUGGAGAUUCUUUGGUCUAGCAAGAAAUGGUUAGUGAAAGUCUUGGUUUUGUCUGUUUUUGAUCAUUGCUUUCCAAUUUUGUUCCCAAAUGGAUUAAAUCUCUUCUCUUCUUUUAGAUAUGCUUCAUUUGGCUCAGGAGCUGAUACAAAUAUAGAAUCAGAAGGCUUUGUUGCCCAUGACAGAUACCUGGUCAGGAACCAAACUGAGACAAACUACAAGGUUUUAGAAAACAAAAGAAUCCUACCCAAUUUAUUCUUCCUUCUACUUCAAUGGCUUCUAGAGUGUAAAUGUUUUGCUGGGCCAUCCUUAUUUUUCUACAAGUUGAUUAAGAAGAGGAGUUUGUUUUCUGAUUUGGUUGUGCUGAGAUGGAGGUGAGUAUGAAUGUUUUUCCAAAGGUGUUGUGUGGGUGGAGUUGGGAGGAGAACAAGUUGUUUGAGCUUGCUUUGGCUGUGGUUGAUGAGCAAGACCCACAGCGCUGGGAAAUAGUUGCAGCCUUGGUUGGAGGGCAAAAGAGUGCAGAGGAUGUGCAUAAACAUUAUGUCAUUCUUUUGGAGGAUUUGAAGGUCAUAGAGUCUGGUAAUUUGGAUCACAAACUUGGUGGAGUUGGAGAGGCCCAGAAACACAAUUAUGUUCAAGUGGACUCUACUCAAUCCCUGUGCUGGACUGAUGAAAACAACAAGUAUUUUGCUGGUUCAGUUGAACUUGAACUGAUCUGUAUAUUGGAGGGCCAAUCGUUAUUUUCCAUUGAAGCUGCCUCGUUCAAGCACAUCUUCUUGUAGCAACAAAAUAGCUUGAAGUAAAGCUGCUGGUCAUAGCAAAUGUAAGAAUUUGAAAGCUUCUGUCAGCAUCUUGGAGAUAUCACCUUUCUCAUCUUGUAGUGAACAUGUUGUAAGUAAAUUAAUGUCAGAUAGACUGAUCCUAAGUUUCGCUCUCCGAUUCAUAAAUUCAAUGUCACUUGGCUGUUUAUCAUCUU